UUGGCCAUCGAUCUUCUUAACCCCUCUGUUGAGCACGAGAAGCGCUCUCACAAGCUUAAGAGACUCGUGCAAUCUCCUAACUCCUUCUUCAUGGAUGUUAAGUGCCCUGGUUGUUUGAACAUCAGCACUGUUUUCAGUCACGCCCAAACUGUUGUCUUGUGUAAUUCUUGUGGUACCGUUUUGUGCCAACCUACUGGUGGUCGUGCUCGCUUGACUGAGGGUAAGUCUUUUUAUUGUUGUUGA
Mucor mucedo is the source of this 243-nucleotide messenger RNA. RefSeq names its product 40S ribosomal protein S27. Gene Ontology annotation, molecular function: structural constituent of ribosome; RNA binding. Lineage: Eukaryota; Fungi; Mucoromycota; Mucoromycetes; Mucorales; Mucoraceae. The record is from RefSeq and is a predicted model, not a curated record. The transcript is spliced from 2 exons. Gene Ontology annotation, cellular component: cytosolic small ribosomal subunit; ribosome. The annotation marks the transcript as partial. Gene Ontology annotation, biological process: ribosomal small subunit assembly; translation.